GUAGCCGCAGCUAGCAGUUGGUUGUUUUUUAAUAUUCCGACUGAAUAUUUCAGUAAAAAUGUCUCCAGUUCAGCAUCUGAGAGAGUUUAUCAGAGAGCGACUAACUGCUGCUGCUGAAGAAAUCUUCACAGAAGUUGAAAAAACCAUCAUCCGCUACGAGGAAGAAAACAGACUGAUGGAAAACUACAGGAAAUCCCAAAUAAAACAAAAUCCAAACGAACUCCAGAGGCAAUAUGUCUCCAACAAAGAGGGAGCUUUGGCCAUCCAACAGCUCUGUAACCAGAGAAGGAGAUCCUGUCAUGACCAGGGUGAAGUGCUACUUCAGUGGACUGAAGAGGAUCAGAGGGAACCAGAAAAUUCAUCUCCUAUUAAAAAGCUGAGGGAAGCAGGGCCUCCAUGGAUUAAAGAGGAACAAGAAAGACCAGCAUCUCCAUUGAUCAAAGAAGAAAAUGAUGAACCUGCGUCUAAAUGGGCCACUGAGGAAUAUAAGGAACCAGAUUUGCAACUGAUUGAGGAGCAGAAUGAAUCGGGACCUACAUGGGCUGAAGAGGAACCCAAAUCUUCAGUAGUUGAACUAAAGGAGGAAAUUGAUUCUUCACUGCCUAGACAUGAACAGUGGCUACCAGAACAUUUACCUUCUAGACAGGACCAGGGUGACCUGCUCAGCAUUCAGGAGGAAAAGCAGCUAGUCCAGAAGCAGUCCAUAACUUUGAUGGAAACAUUUACUCUUCAGAACCUGGAUCUGAGUGAAAGAGAACCAACAACUGAGCAGCUUUCGUUUCAUAUCUCUCCUAGAUUUGAGACCAAAGAUCAGGAAGGAAGCAGCUCUAUUGUGUCAGAAAGUCAGUCUCAAAUUGACACAAAAAAAAAGUCCUUCGAAUGUGACAUUUGUGGGAGAUCCUUCAUGAAUAAGUCUACAAUGAAACGCCAUUACAGAACCCAUACAGGUGAGAGGCCUUUUCCCUGUAAGACCUGUGAAAAAAGUUUCUCUAGACUUCAUAAUCUAAAGACUCACAUGAGGACCCACACAGGAGAGAGACCUUUACAAUGUAAGACAUGUGGAAAAGGUUUCUCUUGGAUCAGUAGUCUAAAAUAUCACAUCAAAACCCACACAGGCGAAAAACCUUUUCCAUGUAAAAUAUGCAGAAAAAGUUUCUCUCAAAUUUGUAAUUUAAAUAAUCACAUCAGAACCCACACAGGGGAAAGGCCCUUCUGUUGUGAGAUAUGUGGAAAAAGUUUCUCUAGACUUUAUACUUUAAAUGUUCACAUCAAAAGCCACACAAGUGAGAAAGUUUGACAUUUAAGACAUUUAAAAAAAGGUUUUCUUGUGUUAGUAGUUUAUGGAGCACAUGAGAACACUCACAGAUUAGAAACGUUUUACUUGUAAAAGAUCGCCUGUGUGGGUUCUAAAAGAUGUGGAAAAGGCUAUAAUCUGAUGAGUCGUUUAAAUGACCACAUCAGAACCCACACAGAUGAGAAACCUUUUCCAUGUAAGACGAGACCUUUGUUUAAUAUGUGGAAAAAGCUUUAUUGACAGUCAUUGAAUUUUGACAUAAAACAGAAGCACACUAAUGAUCAGUCCUCAUUAAAUCAGAUUUAAAGAUUGAAAAUUAAAGUUAAACUGUUUCACUUUUUUGUCUUUUCAAAGAAGAGGCCUCCCAGCAUGGCUUUGAGCAGACAUAAGCCUCUUUACCACUAAAAAUAGUGGGUUAACGUGUUUUUCUGUUGAACUUGUGUUUUUGUAAUUUUUUAUUUUAUUAUUACAAGUGAUCAAUAAUAAUAUUAAAAAUGUUAAGUUUAUACUGUUUUUUCCUAUUCCACCUCUUAUAACUUUUAAUACUUAGGUAACUUUGCUUGUAUUGCAUGCAUUGCCUGUUACUUUAAUUCUAUAAAUUUACCCAUUGUGAGAUAAAUAAAGGAUUAGCUAAUGUUAGCCCAAUUAGAUAACAUGUUUUAAUGGCAUAAAUUUACUGGUUUCUUUCAAGGUCUUAAUUACACUUUGAGUGGGCUCCAGUAACA
This is a messenger RNA of Cyprinodon variegatus (sheepshead minnow), 2019 nucleotides long. RefSeq names its product zinc finger protein 184-like. Gene Ontology annotation, molecular function: RNA polymerase II cis-regulatory region sequence-specific DNA binding; DNA-binding transcription factor activity. The transcript has 2 exons. The record is from RefSeq and is a predicted model, not a curated record. Gene Ontology annotation, biological process: regulation of transcription by RNA polymerase II. Bases 59 to 1297 code for a protein of 412 amino acids. NCBI's taxonomy places the organism in Eukaryota, Metazoa, Chordata, Actinopteri, Cyprinodontiformes, Cyprinodontidae.